Molecule: messenger RNA, 3224 nt
Organism: Zophobas morio
Lineage: Eukaryota; Metazoa; Arthropoda; Insecta; Coleoptera; Tenebrionidae
Exons: 17
Coding region: 96-3098 (1000 amino acids)
Source: RefSeq, a predicted model, not a curated record
GUCAGUCGUUAUGGAAACAUCAAUCGAAACACGAAUAAAAUAGGUCAAUAUCACUCGAUUUAUUGAAUUCUGUCCGGCAGGGUUAGUAGGGUAGCAUGCACGCACAAAACACGAUCUUACUCAUUAUAAUACUAACCAUAAGUUGUGAUGAGGACCUCAAAAUCCGGAUCGGCUUGCCCGAGUAUAUCUGUGAUAAAGAUGGCGGAGUUAGAGACGUGAGCAACGAAUUAACGACCAUCAGACUUUUAGGCAAAGACGCUCUGAACGUGUCGUACAAUUUCGACGUGAACUUUCGCACGAUCGGAAAGAAAUGUUACAACGAUCAGAGAUGCACGCUGAUGAAGUGGAAGGCCGUGAGAGAGUUGGAUCAUUAUCUUAAGAAUUACCCAGUGGAGAAAUUGCGCAGUGGGCUGAUCCAAAUUAACAACACUAUGUUCGACCCUGGAGUUAAAUACAUCAUUAACGUCCAGCUGAUUAGUCAAGGGAAAGUCGUGGAGGAGAAACAACUCAGUCUUGACUACGUCGACGACGCCGUAAGGGCGAAAGUCAAAAAACCGAUGGCCUCGUUGCUGCUUCUAGCACCAGAUACUUCGUACGCUUUCGCUAGAUACGUCGUCAAUGCGGAAGUCAACGUUUGCUCUAACAUUUCGGCGUACUACUUCACCUGGGAAGUCACCAACUCACAAAAUGUCACUCAAUUUCCAACCAGAAGCGCCGAAUUGGCCAUUCCUGCCAACACAUUCCAGGCUUCUCAGACCUAUACUAUCAAAUGUACUGUAGUUGGAGUCACCAACAACACCCCCAUCGCUGAAAGUCAACAAACCGUCACGGUUUUAAGUAAGGGGUUGCUCUUGCGUCUACCCAUCAAGCGCUUGACCACUCGCCGCGGUAACGACGUGCAAAUCAAAGCCUACGUGAAAGAUCUAGACAACAUAGAUGGCGAAAUCCGGGCGACUUGGUCGUGCAUUGAAACCACCACUGACGAAGAAUGUCAAUACGACAGCGACACGAGCGAAUUGGACGUCUACUCCGGGUUCGACCAGCCCGGAACUUACAAAAUUUCGUUGGAAAUUUCGAAAAGUGAAUUCACCGAAAGCGACUCCUGUAUAGUUGUGGUUAUGGAUAAUGCGGCUAUAGUGGAAAUUGAAGAUAUUGAAUUCCCGACGAAUCCAACCACUGGGAUAACAAUAGAAGCCACGAUUUACGAGCUCCGGACGUUUUGUACCUUACAAUGGACUGCACCGGAAGAGGAGGGUUACGAAAGUGUCGAUUUAUCAACAGUGCCGGGGAACGUCAACGAGGUGAUCAACGUCACAAUGAAGGAAGAUUUGUUCUUGUACGAACUGGAGGAGUUUAGUAAUGACACGAUUGACAAGAAGCACGACUUAGUGUUACCCCCACCUAGUGGUAACUGGGAGGGGCUUAAAGGAGACCGUAAGUACUUGUUUCGCUUAACAGUCACGUGUCCCAUUAUGGAUGACCCUUCCGACAACUUUAACACGAGUGUCAGUGUGACCUCCACCACUGACAUUGUAGUCGAAACCAACUCACCCCCUGUCACUCAGUCGCUAGAUGUCGCCCCCCUGCAAGGCGUCGCUUUCAUCACCACUUUCACUUUCAAAACCCAGAGGGCGCUGGAUAAGGACGGGGACGGACCUACGUUGUACAAAUUCGGGUUUACUUUGAAUCAAAGGGACAUUGUUUUGUGGACUUUGGGCGAAGUGACCAACUGUGAAGCGACUUUGCCCUAUUCUGAUAAUGGGGUGCCGACGUUCCUGGAAAGUUGUGACAGUUUCGGGACUUGUGGGCGGCUUCUGGGACCCACUAUUCAGACGAAGUUGCCCGAUAACAUUGAUAAGGAGGUGAUUUUGCAACGGUUUAUCGCGAAAAUUGAUGCUAAGGAUUACGACAGAGGUUUCACUGAAGCUUUCAUUAUUUUAUCGAGCUAUAAAUCAGACGAAGAUGAUAAAAUAAAGGAAGUUGUGGCACGAAAAGUCAACGAAGAAGUCGAGAAGUAUGUAAAUAGUGACGUCAACGACGUGGUUCUAAGUAAUGUCAACGAAUUGAUGCGCAAUAUCAACGAGUUUAAUUCAGAUUUACAACUUCCCGAGGACGUUAUUAAUAAUGUGGUGCGACUGCGCAACAAAUUCUCAGACGAACCAAUUAAAUACACGCAACGACAACUGUUGUCGUUUCGGGGGAAAAGGGCCAGUUCUUUGACAGUCCACGACGUCCAGAACUACCUCGAAAUUUCAGAAUUGAUAAUCACUACGUCAAACGACUUAAGUAAGGUAAAUCUCGAGAAGGAGUAUCUGAGGAAGCAGUUGCGCAACCACAUGGAGAAACUUUGUACCAACAUGAAGAAAACGCAAGUUUCUUUGGAACUCAAGACGGUGAUAUUUUCCGUCGAAAAACUCAAGAAAAACUCCCUGAACAAUUUCAUUUCGGUUCCUUUCGAGGCAAACUCGUGGCAGGUCUUCGGGAGAGUCAAACUGGGGAGUGUUGUGAAGGACAGCAAGGACAAGUGUGUCGGGAAGGCCGUAUUCCGGGACUAUCUCGACAAAAGCGGGAUCACGUACUUCGUGGACGUUCUGAACGCCGAAGAGGUCAACGAGGCCGCGGAAAUAGUGAUUUUUCUGCCGAAAAACAAGUCCAUGGACGGCACUCCCAAAUGUCUUGUCUAUUACAACAACGGCUGGCGCUCCGAAUGCAAAAAAAUGCAAAACAUAGCCAACUACGUCAAGUGCACUUGCAAGCACUUGGGCUACUACUACUUGGAGUACACUCAGACUACGAAUUCUCCGGCGGUGACAUCAACCACACUUCACACCCACCCAACGACGCCUCUGCCCGAAAAAAUCCUAAUCAACGCCAGCGAAUCUUCAUCGCAACUCACAUCCGAUAAAACGUCAAAAGGAAAUUAUGACACAGUAUCAUACGUCGUAAUCGCCGUUUCCGUUAUCGGAAUAAUAAUCCUGGCUGUCACCGUCCGAAAAAUAUUCCAUGAUGAUGACGAGAACGAGGAGUCCGAAACGUUCGACUUCCCCAAGUACGCGCAGCUGCACAACGAGGAGUUUUUAAAUGAUGCACACAUAUAAGCACCGUGUUUUCAAAAAUGUGUCACCUGCUGUUCCUCUGCUGUGGUUUCAAGAUCUGGAAAAAAAAAAUUAAAAGCACACUUGUUUGCGUUUGAUUAAAUAAAUAAAGAGUUGAUAAGAGUUUAA